AUGAAAAAGCUUAAGCAGGCGGCAGAAACAGAGGAGACUCUGUCCACAGCCAUGGCGGACGAUAGAAUAUCCAAUUUGCCAAUACAUACACUUCACCGUAUUCUCUGUUCCCUCUCCCAAAAAGAAGCUGUGAGAACAUGUCUACUCUCCAAACAAUGGCGCUACAUAGUAUCAACCCGUCCCGACCUCGAAUUUUUUGAAUAUUGGUUCGACAACACACAACAAAACUUUGUCUCGGUAGUCAGCCGAACCCUACAAGGAUACCUUGAUCAAAACCUCUCCGUACACAAACUCCAUCUCGACUUAUCAAGGCCGAUGGUCUCCCUUCUCGACAAAUGGAUGUGGAUAAUAGCCGCCCUCGGCAUAAAAGCGUUCAAACUAGACAUUUUUUCUUCUACUUCGGUGUAUUACGACCUGCCCUCGGCAGUCUUCUUAUCCGACUCCCUCCAAGAACUACACUUGUGCAAUUGCAGGUUGAGCCCAGUCGAGAGCGUGCGGUUCAACAGUCUGCACAUGCUCACCCUCGAAGAAGUCCAAGUUGAUGGCAGGACUUUUGAGACAAAAACAUUGAGAUGCCCUUUGCUCAGGCGCCUGGUCAUUAAAAGGUGUUGGGAGUUGAGAAACGUUUGGUUGAGCGAGGCGCCUGGGCUCAAGCACUUUGAAUUGUUUGAUUCCGAGAGGAUGGAAGGGCGUACCAUCGAAAUUGAUGUCCCGAAUCUCGAGACGGUCAGCAUCAGGGGCCCAUGGAUUUGGUCUCACCAACAAAGCACAUUCUUGUUUUCUCGUCUCACGAGUUUGCAUCUCUGUAAUGUGAUCCUGUCGAGUGAGUCAAUCGACAUGUUAUCGUUCGGCUUCCCGACUCUUGAGAGCUUGGCUCUAGAUAAUUGCUCCGGUUUCGAGGGAUUACAUCUUGCAAAUGAUUCGGUCAAGCGGUUGAGCAUCGCGACAAGCAAAAUAUUGCUUAAAGGAGUUACGAUUUGUGCCCCUAACAUUGUCAUUUUUGGUUUCACUGCCGGUAUUCCCCAUGCGCCGGACACAUUCUCUUUCACGACAACUACUUCCAAGGAGUGGUACUCACAAGUAUUCCUCUCUUCGAGUGCGGAAGGUCCCGAUUUCGACGCCAAUUUGUGGUUCCUUAAGCUGAGACGAAUGCUCAAGACACUAAAGCUGCCCAUCGAAAGUGUUCACAUGCAAUUGCUCCCGAGGCUCUGGUUUGCAAGCAACACACAUGUUGAACUGAGACUCUGA
Striga hermonthica is the source of this 1248-nucleotide messenger RNA. Lineage: Eukaryota; Viridiplantae; Streptophyta; Magnoliopsida; Lamiales; Orobanchaceae. The record is from the annotation of a GenBank genome assembly.